Insectozyma verbasci is the source of this 1665-nucleotide messenger RNA. The record is from the annotation of a GenBank genome assembly. Lineage: Eukaryota; Fungi; Ascomycota; Pichiomycetes; Serinales; Debaryomycetaceae.
AUGUUUUCAACUGCAAGACCAGAUACAUUAUUUUUGGGGGCUCAGAAGAUCAGUGGUGAUGAUGUUCGUAUUCAAACUGUUUUGGCGGCUCAAACGGUAGCUAAUGUUGUAAAAUCUUCAUUAGGGCCAGUGGGUUUAGAUAAAAUGUUGGUUGAUGAUAUUGGUGAUGUUACAGUUACUAAUGAUGGAGCUACAAUUUUAUCAUUAUUAGAUGUUCAACAUCCAGCAGGUAAAAUAUUGGUGGAAUUGGCUCAACAACAAGAUAGAGAAGUUGGUGAUGGUACAACUUCAGUUGUAAUUAUUGCUGCAGAAUUAUUAAAAAGAGCUCAUGAAUUAGUUCGAAAUAAAAUUCAUCCAACCACUAUAAUAAGUGGGUAUAGAUUAGCAUUAAAAGAAGCUAUUAGAUAUAUCAAUCAAAAUUUAUCACAAAGUGUUGAUCAUUUAGGUAAAGAAACUUUAAUAAAUAUUGCAAAAACAUCAAUGAGUUCAAAAAUUAUUGGAUCAGAUUCAGAUUUUUUCAGUAAAUUAUGUGUUGACGCAAUGUUGGCUGUUAAAACUACAAAUUCCAAAAAUGAAACUAAAUAUCCAGUUAAAGCUGUUAAUAUUUUGAAAGCCCACGGUAAAUCAUCAUUAGAAUCAGUUUUAGUUAAUGGUUAUGCAUUAAAUUGUACAGUUGCAUCUCAAGCAAUGGUUAAAUCAGUAAAGAAUGCUAAAAUUGCAUGUUUGGAUAUUAAUUUACAAAAAGCUAGAAUGGCAAUGGGAGUUCAAAUUAAUAUUGAUGAUCCAGAUCAAUUAGAAGAAAUUAGAAAAAGAGAGUAUGGUAUUAUAAUUGAAAGAAUUCAAAAAAUUUUAGCUAGUGGGGCAAAUGUUGUUUUAACAACUAAAGGUAUUGAUGAUUUAUGUUUAAAAGAAUUUGUUGAAAAUAAUUGUAUGGCAGUUAGACGUUGUAAAAAAGAAGAUUUAAGAAGAAUUGCAAGAGCUACUGGUGCUACAUUAGUAAGUUCAUUAUCUAACUUAGAAGGUGAUGAAGUAUUUGAAUCAUCAAAUUUGGGUUAUGCAGAAGAAGUUGUUCAAGAAAGAAUUAGUGAUGAUGAAUGUAUAUUAAUAAAAGGUACAAAACAACAUUCAUCAAGUUCAAUAAUAUUGAGAGGUGCAAAUGAUUAUUCAUUAGAUGAAAUGCAAAGGUCAAUUCAUGAUUCAUUAUCAGUAAUAAAAAGAACAUUAGAAUCUGGUCAUGUUGUACCAGGUGGCGGGGCUGUUGAAACAGCUUUAAACAUAUAUUUAGAAAAUUUUGCAACAACAGUUGGUUCUAGAGAACAAUUGGCAAUUGCAGAAUUUGCACAAGCUUUAUUAGUUAUACCUAAAACUUUAGCAAAUAAUGCAGCAAAAGAUUCAAGUGAAUUAGUUUCAAAAUUAAGAACUUAUCAUGCAAUGUCACAAUUGGCAAAACAAGAUGAUGAAAAAAGAAAGAAAUAUAAAAAUUAUGGUUUAGAUUUAAUUAAUGGUAAAAUUGUAAAUGAAGCAGAUUAUGGUGUUUUAGAACCAACCAUAUCUAAAGUCAAAUCAUUAAAAUCUGCUUUAGAAGCUUGUGUUUCAAUUUCAAGAAUUGAUACGAUAAUUGAAGUACAUCCAGAGCCUCCAAAACAAGAUCCUCAUGAUCAUUAA